GCAGUUGUAGGAAACCAUUUAAUGUUUUACACGGUGACGUUUUGAUCCAACUUCACUAAUAAAUGUGACCAAGUAAUUUUUUGUAAAGACAGUCUCUCAUGAUGGAGAAAAACUCGCUUCCACUGCGUUUUUUGGGUUCUGAGACGGUGCCCACAUAGGUCUGCGGGCCAGUGUGGAAGCUGCAGACUUUUCCACAGAUGGGUCAGGCAGUGGCUGACAGGGUAUAUGUCUCAAAGUAAGCAUGCUGAAGCAAGAGAACUUAUGUAUUCUGGUGCAUUGCUUUUCUUCAGUUACAGUCAGCUAAACAGUGCUGCUGAUUUAUCUAUGCUAGUACUAGAGUCAUUGGAAAAGUCAGAGGCUAAGGUUACAGAUGAACUCUUAGAAAGUCUCGGUAAACUUUUUAGUCUAAUGGACCCAAACUCUCCCGAGAGAGCAGCAUUUGUAUCUAGAGCAUUGAAAUGGUCUAGUGGAGGUUCAGCAAAACUUGGUCACCCUAAGCUACAUCAACUGCUAGCAGUCACAUUGUGGAAAGAACAAAACUACACUGAGUCUCGGUAUCACUUCCUGCACUCAGCGGAUGGAGAGGGCUGUGCAAAUAUGUUAGUAGAAUAUUCUGCAUCGAAGGGCUACCGGAGUGAAGUGGACAUGUUUGUGGCUCAGGCAGUCUUACAAUUUCUUUGCUUAAAAAAUAAAAACACUGCAUUACUGGUGUUCACAACUUAUACAGAUAAGCACCCCUCUAUAGAAAAGGGACCUCCAUUUGUACAGCCCUUGUUAAACUUUAUUUGGUUCUUAUUACUUGCUGUUGAGGGGGGGAAACUUACCGUUUUUACAGUGUUAUGUGAACAGUACCAACCAUCUUUAAAGAGAGAUCCAAUGUACAUUGAGUAUCUAGACCGAAUAGGUCAGAUCUUCUUUGGAGUUGCUUCAAGACAGACUUCCUCAUAUGGAGGAUUAUUAGGAAACCUUUUGAACAGCUUGAUGGGUGCAGGAGAGGAAGAUGAGGUGGAUGGAGAAGGACCAGAAGAUGUCAAUCCUAUUGACCUUGACUAGGAAGAACAUUAACUUUGAUAUAAAGAUCUAAAGACAAUAUUCCACUGAAGAACAGUGUAAAGAACAAUCUGCUAUACUAUGGGACGUUUUACAUGACCGUUUCGAUAAGCAUCUGCAAAAGGGUUCUCUCUCCCUUUCUGUGAAGGAGGUGCAAAUGAUGUUUCCUAUCUGUCUAAAUUGGAAAUGCUGUCUUAUUUAUGUUCAGUAGACAUUUUAUGGUUUAAAGAAUGGUUCCAUUGGCUGUAUGUUGACUGAUGUAAUAAUAAGUUUUGUCUUUCUAGAUUAUUUUACAUAAGGUUUAAAUACUUUACAGCUUUGUACUGGGACGCUGAUUCCAAUGGCACUACACAGGAUGUCCUCCUUUAUGUCAAACAAGAUGGUCAUUCAAAGUUAUGUCAACAAGCAUUGGGGUGUCUCAAACUGAUAAAACUAGCUCUCAUUUUACACGACGGAAUGGUCAUCAAUAGGAACAAACGUAAAGCUGUAAGGAUCAGCAGCUCUUGAUUUUUACACAAGUGGUGUACCAGUUGCACACAGAUUACAAAGGAUCAUGCACAAAAGAUGGGUUUAAUUACUUCUGAACCAAUAAACAAGAUUAAAGAA
Amblyraja radiata (thorny skate) is the source of this 1656-nucleotide messenger RNA. RefSeq names its product guided entry of tail-anchored proteins factor 4 (gene get4). Gene Ontology annotation, molecular function: protein binding. NCBI's taxonomy places the organism in Eukaryota, Metazoa, Chordata, Chondrichthyes, Rajiformes, Rajidae. Gene Ontology annotation, cellular component: cytosol; BAT3 complex. Bases 226 to 1053 code for a protein of 275 amino acids. The transcript is spliced from 9 exons. Gene Ontology annotation, biological process: protein insertion into ER membrane. The record is from RefSeq and is a predicted model, not a curated record.